AUGCACUUUAUCGGGAACAGCGUCGUUUCGCUCGCCACUCUGGCUGCUGUGCUUACCGUAGUGUAUGCAGCGCCCGCCAUGACGCCAGACACCACCCUUACCAUAUCUGACGAUCUAGCCAAUCAACUCGACGCCGCUUCAAAGCGUGAUACCUACACCUAUACCGUCGCCGACGACCUAGCCGACCACCUGGACCUCGCCGAGCGGGACGUUACCGUUGUCAAGCUCGACACCCGCGAUACCUCUUCGAUGUAG
Messenger RNA from Diplodia corticola, 255 nucleotides. RefSeq lists its product as uncharacterized. NCBI's taxonomy places the organism in Eukaryota, Fungi, Ascomycota, Dothideomycetes, Botryosphaeriales, Botryosphaeriaceae. The transcript is spliced from 3 exons. The record is from RefSeq and is a predicted model, not a curated record. Bases 1 to 255 code for a protein of 84 amino acids.